Molecule: messenger RNA, 609 nt
Organism: Epithele typhae
Lineage: Eukaryota; Fungi; Basidiomycota; Agaricomycetes; Polyporales; Epitheliaceae
Exons: 3
Coding region: 1-609 (202 amino acids)
Source: RefSeq, a predicted model, not a curated record
AUGUUCGGUCGGGGCACAGUGGCACCGAAGUUGGCACGACUUGCAGCCAGCGAGUUUCCUCUACACCUGUGGGCGUUCCUCCACGAGGACCCAAUCCAAGGCUUCCGGGACCCCGAGAACGAGACGUCGCCACCCACUUCGCCGCCGGACAGCGUGACCUCCUCUCGUGCUGCGUUUGCCGGGGCGGCAGAAUACCAGCGGUACUGGAUGCGGUUCUUCGGCUACUGGCACUACCUCGACCACCUGAAGCGGUGCAACAAGGGGUACGCCGCGGCGCUCAUGGACCCCGGGAUCGUGCUCUGCCGCGAGCUCGCGUUGUACGCUGCGGCACAGGGCUGGGACGCCGUGUCUGGCCUGCCGUGCCCGGUCGGCUUUGACCCCGACGAUAUGAGCAGGACGCUGCAGGCUGUCGAGAAGGAAGGCCCGAGACGUGCGGAGCGGUUAAUGCAGGCGAUGCUCAUCUCGGAUAACCUCUGGGUGGACGCUAGGGAGUUUGAGGAAGUCAAAGGGACCGUCGAAGCCAACAGAGAGUGGCUGCUGAAGGCCGCCCCAGAGGGGGAGUUAUCACCUUGGGUGGCGGAAUGUACUCAGCACAUCACCCUCUACUGA